GUGACAUGGAGUAAGUUCCUGCUGUGGCUUGAGGGAAAGAGAUCGACAUUCAGCCACGGGAGAAUCGCACUUUGCGGCCUGUGGAAGCUCUCUCCCUGAGCAAUGGCCUCACCAGUCUCAGUCUAUAACUCCAACGCCUUGGACACACACAUCUCCAGUACCUCCAGAGAGUCUCUGAAGAUGGAGUUGUUAGCUGAUGUGUCUCUUCUACCAGGGGAGGACAGAAUUAUAGAUAAAGACAUCAUCUACAUCUGUCCGUUCAGUGGAGCUGUGAAAGGCAAAGUGUUGAUCACCAACUACAGACUCUACUUCAAGAGCUCAGAUGCUGAUGUGGCAGUGAUGCUUGAUGUUCCUCUGGGCGCCAUCAGUCGGGUGGAGAAGAUGGGUGGGGCAUCAAGCAGAGGAGAAAACUCAUACGGCCUGGAUAUUACCUGCAAGGACAUGAGGAACUUGAGGUUUGCCUUGAAGCAGGAGGGUCACAGCAGAAGAGAUAUCUUUGAGCUCCUCUUCAGACAUGCCUUCCCCCUCUCACAUAGUCUGCCACUGUUUGCAUAUGUGACUCAGGAGAAGUAUGAGGAGAGCGGUUGGACUGUCUACAAACCAAUAGAGGAGUUCAGACGGCAGGGUUUACCUAAUAACAAAUGGCGUAUUACAUUCAUCAAUAAGAACUAUGAGUUGUGUGACACCUACCCAACUGUGUUGGCUGUACCCUUUAAAAGUAAAGAGGAGGACCUCAGAAGAGUGGCAGCCUUCAGGUCAAGAGGACGCAUACCUGUUCUAUCAUGGAUCCACAGGGAGAACCAGGCAGUGAUCGUGCGCUGCAGUCAGCCUCUGGUUGGUAUGUCUGGUAAAAGAAACAAGGACGACGAGCGCUACCUGGACCUGAUCAGAGAGGCAAACGACACCACCAAGCUCACCAUCUAUGAUGCUCGGCCCAACGUCAAUGCUGUGGCCAACAAGGCCACUGGAGGAGGCUAUGAGGGUGAUGAGUACCAAAAUGCAGAGCUCAUCUUCCUGGAUAUUCAGAAUAUCCACGUCAUGAGGGAAUCCCUGAAGAAACUCAAAGACAUCGUCUACCCCAAUGUGGAGGAGUCUCAUUGGCUGUCCAGUCUAGAGUCUACACAUUGGCUAGAACAUGUUAAGCUGGUGUUGUCAGGAGCCAUCCAAGUGGCAGACAAGGUUUCCAGUGGAAAUUCAGUGGUGGUUCACUGCAGCGAUGGCUGGGACAGGACUGCUCAGCUCACCUCUCUGGCCAUGCUGAUGCUGGACAGUCACUACCGAACUCUCAGAGGAUUCCAGGUGCUGAUUGAGAAGGAAUGGAUCAGCUUUGGGCACAAGUUUGCCUCAAGGAUAGGUCAUGGUGACAAGAACCAUGCAGAUCAGGACAGAUCACCCAUCUUUGUUCAGUUCAUCGACUGUGUGUGGCAGAUGACCAAACAGUUCCCUACAGCCUUUGAGUUUAAUGAGCGCCUCCUGCUGACAAUCCUGGAUCAUCUUUACAGCUGUCGCUUUGGGACUUUCCUGUACAACUGUGAAAGUGCACGAGAUCAGCAUGAGGUGAGGUCGAAAACGGUGUCUCUGUGGUCUCUGGUCAACAGUAAGAUGGACAUUUAUUUAAAUCCAUUCUACACCCCGGAGUCUGGUAGGGUCCUCUACCCCGUUGCCAGCAUGCGCCACCUAGAGCUGUGGGUAACAUACUACAUCCGCUGGAACCCACGCAUACGACAACAGCAGCAGAGUCCAGUGGAGCAGCGCUACAAGGAGCUGUUGGCCCUGAGAGAUGAGUACUUGAAGAAGCUGGAGGAGCUCCAGCGGUCUGACUCCUCCCCUUCCUCCCGUCUGGCCAACAGCCCCACCCCCAACACCUCCUCCUCCACCUCCUCCACACCAUCACAGCAAUACACACACCUACAAACGCCCCUCUGAGGGCUGGUGACACACACGCACACUCAGAUAUACUUGUUGACUUGCACUUAUGUUGUCUUCACUCUGAUUUCUGUCAGUCUCACACAUGCAGGGAAUUAAUUAGUAUUGUGCAGUCCUAACUGUGGAUAACAAAGGAUGCUUAUAAGAUUUAGAAUUGAUGGUUAAUUCUAACACCAUAGUGGUGGUGAUGGUGAUUUAUGCAAUAUGUCACAGUACAGCCUUGUCACAAGACUUUUUCUACACAGACACUCAUCAUACAGUGAAGCCUUAAAGAUAUUCAGUGGCUUUCAGUCCAAGGACUUGAACACACAGGACAGGCAGUGGUAUGUGUAUGGGUGUCAAGGCAGCAGAGCAGGGAUAUAUAGAUUCUUUGUACUCCUUUCUCUGAUUCGACAGAUACCCACCAGGCAGACAUGCUGCUGGUGGUCAACCAUUUAGACUUGGUCAGACUCAACAAAAAUGCACCCAAACUCAGCACUGAAAUCGUAUGUGAUGUUACAUGUCCCUCAUGGGUAGUCCGGAUAUACUGCAUAGAGCAGUCAUGGGCUAUAUUGUUAAAAGUGGAGUGAUGAGAAACCACUGGAAUCAAUGACUUCUCCAUUUUCACAUACAAGACUCAUAAAGUCAGUUGACACUUUAUUAACAGUUGAUUAUAUUUUUUUACUUUUGGCUGAGUUAAACUAGCGUUUUCCCCCUGCCGCCAGUCUUUUUGCUAAGCUAGGCUGUCUAUGCACAUGAAACUGAUGUUUGAAAGAGGAUCCCUUUAAUAUAUUUUUCAAGGUUAAAGAAAUGUUUGAGAUUUUGAAUAUUGGGACUGUCCCUACUAUAUAAGUACAGUCCAUUUACAGUUAAGCCAAUUCCAUUCACUGAUGAAAGACCAUGCGAUGCCAUUAAAUACUGUCAGACUAUGAGAAAAAUGUAUCGAGAAACCCCAUAGGCUUGCCCAAAGAUUGCCAGUCAAGACAUUGGCACGAAAUGAACAAUAGAAACAAUACAUUUCCUUGGAAACACAUUUCACAGUUAGAUGUCAGAGCACUGCUAGGUGAUACUUCGACCUGUCUUUGUCAGCCCAGCUUCUGCCUGCGUCCUGCGCACACAACCAUUGGUGUCCUGUGUGUGAUCAAGAUGUACAAUUCUCACUUUUCAGACUUCUUCCUACUUGCUGCACUGCCACCGAGUGCUGCCCUGUCCUUUGAAGAAUUGCUUACAAUUGCUGCAGAGCUCAUGCAGCAGAGUUGGAGGCUGAGAGCUCGUACAGUGGAUUUCACCGUACAUCUCCAGCCAAUUGUAUAUAUCAAGUGUGUAGUAUUUGGAUGGAUUGAUGUGGGAUUUGUUGCUUAUUUACCUUAUUUACCUGUCACAUAAGUUUUGCCACUGCUAUCAGUGAAGCUAACCUAAGCAGUAUUUUCCAACUCUUCCAAAGCUACGGCACUGAGAGCAAAUACAGUUCAAGCCAAGAAGCAGAGUUUGGUCAGAAUGAAUCAGUAAUUUAGUUUAAUGAAUGCAGCUUUGCAGUUUGAAAUACAUUUCAGGUGCUCAAGACAGUAUAGGGAAAUGAAGUGGUGCUGGCCUCUGAUCCUGGAUCACCUCUUGCUCUCAGUAAACACAGACCCUGGAGGGACAAAUCAGCCAGGCCCAUGAUAGCCUUACCAUGCCAAGGUGUUUGUAACCAACCAGCACACGGACAGUGAGCAGAAGUAAACCAGACUGUUUCUAUCCACCCUCACUGAAAGUCCCAUGUGAAAACUUACAUGUGAUCUCAAAGCACAUGUGCCUUUUGGACAGGUGAUGGCUUUGUACCGCAGCAGCUUUUACCAACAUUUCAAUUAGAUAUAAUACGGAGCUGUUUUUACAUCAGAAAGGAAAGUUUUAGUCAGUGAAUAAUAAGGUGCUUCUAUAUUCCAUUUCCAUUUGCUCGUUAUGUGAUAGGUUGUGAUGAUUGGGUGGACUUGUUUACAACAACUUGGUUUCUACCCUCAUCUUUCUACCCUAUUGGACUCCAGAUGAAAAGCAAAUGUCAUUUUCACAUUGGUGACAUGUUAGGAAUAACAAAAUAAAAUAUAUUCAUAUGUCAAAAUUAUACUGUAAAUUCAAAUUACGACAUAGUAAGUCAGAGUUAUGAGAUGUGCUUAGUAAGUGCAUUUUUGGCUUAUCUCAUAAUUUUUAUUCACUGUCUCAUAAGUAUAAACUUGUAUUUCUAAUUCUGACUUUAAAAGUCCACAUUUUGAAUUUAAGUUGGAAAAAAACAACUUAAAUUCAGAAUGGUGACUUAUCUCAUAAUGACCUAAUAUUUCAUCAUUUUGAUUUACCAUGAGUACUUUUAUUAGCUACUUCAGAAUUUUGACAAAUAUCCUGUUAUGAGGAUUUUGCUGCUAAAACUCAAAAGGCUCCCAAUUUGAUUAGUUUGAAAACAGUUCACACAGACUCAGACAAAAAAUAAUGGCCAGCAUGCUGCUAGAAUGUCUUAUGACAAAUGUUUGUACUGUAUCAUUUAGUCUUUCUGAUGAUGACUUGCUUAUGAUUAUUACAAUCACUCUUGAAUUGAACUUCUUUGCCACCAUAUUUGUUCAGUCUAAUGAGUAAUGUCUGGUAGUCUUCAGUCUCUGACACUUAAUUCCCACUUGGGCCACAAAAUAAAUAGCUGGGGCUUGAUUACUGGAGUACUGUAAAUUCAGGAUUUGAGUGUGACAUUUGCACCGCAUCAACCAGCACAUCAUAACCUGUCCAAGAGAAAAUACCCUGUCAAAUGCUGAUUGGUGUGUGCCAGCUGUGGGAUCCAUCAAACCAAUGGAUAGCUUUUAAAAGGAGCUCCAGAUGUGGUCCUGGCAGCAGUUUAGCUUUAACACUGCUGCAGUGCUGCACUGUGGCUCCAUAUCCACGGAAACUGCUGAGAAUAUGUUGUUCAGAGUAAUACAGGGUAGAUAACGACUGGAAGUGGACAUGGACCACCACUGUAGGUCAGAUCUACCUGGCGCAAUAUUUCUAACAUUUUCUUAAAACCUUCACAAAUGAAUAUUUUUUGUAGUUCCUUUGUUCUUUCCAACUGGAGCGGCUCUACUGCCAGUGUAAUUGAUAAAUACCAAAAAAGUCAAAAUUAGCAUUCCCUUAAGUUCAUUUUAUCUUUACAUUGGACUUUUCUCCUACAACAGACAUAGAAAGUAUGUGAUUCUAGGCAGACCACUUUAAAGACAGAGCUGGAACAUUUGAGGAGCUGCUGGUUCCAGAAGGAUUUUCCCACUGUAUAUGCGCAGUUGCAAUGACCUGACCUCCUUCACAAACCCCAGCAGUCUUUCCUAUUGAAGACAGAGAAGUUCCCUUACCUUAGUGAAUUUAUAGAUCCAGGAAAAAGUUCUCAAGCUCAUUGCAAUGACGAACCUCAGUGUUCUGCGACAUGUACCCCAUAUGCCUACACGACCCUUGUAUUGACCUGGGUUGAACUUGUACGUCUAAAAGGCAAAGUCUCUCAUUUCAUGCUGCAGCUAUCAGCGCAGGCAAUGUUUUUUACCAAAUACCUUGAUGGUGUACACAGGACGCAGAAUGGGACUUUACUUCUGGAACCCUUGAAUCCUAAACUAUCUCCUCCCAUUUCCUAAAUAAGCAGCUUUCCUCUUGAAAGAGAAAUCUGAGCCAGGAAGGCUCAGAAAAGCCAGCUCAGACUCCCUCAUAGUACAAUAUAUUUUCAACUCAUUGGGUUUGCAUCAAAUUGGAAGCGAGGAUUCAUUGUGAUGAUGCUAUGUAUGUACAGUGUGACAGUUGCAAUUACGAAUGAGGUGCAAUAAGUCAUUUUGCGAAGUGUCAGGUCAUGUCCAGAUUUGUGCCUUGAUUCUUGUGAGAAUCACCUUCACUUCUUCAAAGAGACGUUGUCCAGCUGUCCAGGGUCAUGUUUGAGAUUGACUGCUCUCUAGUUCAGGUUUCCUCUGGUUUGGGAGGAUGCCAGGCGGCUGUUUAAGGAAUGAGUUAUAGAUCACAUAGUAGCCAGAAAAACUACACAUGUUCUGGUCUAACUUUGAGGCUCUGCUGGCCCUAGUCAAAACCAGUUUAUUUGGGACAGUAGGUCCAAGGUGUUUUUAGCCUAGCUUAGUGCAAAGCCUCUGUCCAAACUGAAGUAUGUCUGACAGCAUGUCUGACCAUUUCUGUAACUUCCUGAAACUGGCAAACCGACACUCACAGCCACUUCACGCUGUGAUUGGCUAGCAGAGAGGUGAGAAAGGAGCCAGGGUUUGAACCUCUCUCUCUAGCUCUCUUUUCAUUCUUGACACAGCUAUUUCUGUCCUGUCCUGUGCAACACUAUGACUUACCAGCCUUUCACUCUGCCUUCCAGCGUUGGACAUUCAGAACUACUUUAUACUUUUGAUUUCCGACAAGGGCGAACACGUCAUGCAAACUUUUGGAGCAUAAUCUUACCAUUGAUCCUUCCAAACCUUCCAUACAAAUGUGAUUCCAAGGAUUGGCCAGCAGAUGUCACUGAAGCUUUGUUUGAGCAAAAAACAAAGAAAGUCAACUGAACCACAGCAAACAGUCAAAAUAAAGUCAUGGGCUGCCUGCAAGUGUGUCAAACUCAAACAUGACUCAUAUGUAUAUCUGGAUGGGUCAGAGUGGGCAAUUUAGAGAGUUCAUCCCGAUUCCUAUGUUCACUCAGAGGUGUGUUUAUAGGUUCUACCAAGUGGAUACUCUUGACAAAUGUUUAACAGCCUCGAUUAAAGGGUUGAUCUCAUUGAGGAGAUUUGAUAGUAAGAAAAAAGUUUGCAGUGUGGUGGCUGUGUUUUUAGGGAAUAACAGAUGAAAAUCUAUUUUUUUUUUAUUUUUACUUUGUACAAGCACCAUGAUGUAAUUACCUCAAUCAAAACAUAUUUUACUGACUAAAGUUCUAUUGUUGUAAAAUACAAUUAUUUUAUGUAGUGUAAAAUCUUACAGUUUUAUAAAAAGGAAAGUAAUGUUGGUUCAGAAAUUGUUGGUAUAAAUUGUGGAUUUCUGCUUCAUUGGUAAAUUGUUUUUUUGUUUUUGUUUUUUUGAGGGCAUUUUUUUGGGUUUGUACUCGCUUACCCAGGAUGAAAAGACAGAAGCUUCUAGAUUCUGUUCACUUGUCACAAACCUUGACUGCCUUCUCAGUUCUCUGAUGGAUCUUUAGCUUGUAGAUGUUGGCUCUGUGGUGAUGAAUCUGAGAAGUGCUCAUUGUUUAUUUCAGUUUGACUCUUUCAAUAAUGUAUAGGGGAUUGUAGUUUGAGGGUUUUGUGUCAUAAUAUAACCUGCUUUUUAAUAAAUACACAUAAAAUGUGUUUCAGGAACUUUGUGGCAUCAACAAGGGAAGGUGAUCAGAAUACAUUUCAAAUAUAUUUCUUUUAAUCAUGUUAUAUCCUCUCCACAGUUUGUUGGAUGGCUCCUGUUAUGUAAAUAUUACUGAUUAAAUUAAUUUAAGGAUUUCUGACUGAAUUAUUUGAGAUUUUGUAUUCAUCUUGCUUUUCCAGGUGGUCGUUUCUUAUUACGUCAGCACAUUAUACCAUGUCUAAACAUGCAUGUAUGUAUUUUUUGUGGGAAAAGUAAAUGAGAUUAGCAUACACAAAAUAUUGUUUACAAUGAAAACCCUGCAGGGAACCUUUAAGCUUUGUCAGUGAUCACAUAUUCAUGGCUAACCCUGAUCUAUACUCCUG
Molecule: messenger RNA, 7574 nt
Organism: Chelmon rostratus (copperband butterflyfish)
Lineage: Eukaryota; Metazoa; Chordata; Actinopteri; Chaetodontiformes; Chaetodontidae
Gene: mtm1
Product: myotubularin 1
Exons: 16
Coding region: 103-1926 (607 amino acids)
Biological process (GO): mitochondrion distribution; muscle cell cellular homeostasis; negative regulation of autophagosome assembly
Cellular component (GO): plasma membrane
Molecular function (GO): phosphatidylinositol-3,5-bisphosphate 3-phosphatase activity
Source: RefSeq, a predicted model, not a curated record